AGCUUACUCCAGAACAUCAAGCAAUCAGUUUUCAGACAAACAACAGAAAGUGACGUUCUGCGCAGGAAGCUGAGAGCAGAGCAUAUCAGAUACUGUAUUACCUUUAGUGUCCAACCUAAAGAAACCAUGUCUGACUUUGGUUAUAGAAAAGAACUUGAUAAAUAUGAGGAUAUCGAUGAAGAUGAACUGUUAGCGUCUCUAACUAAUGAAGAAAUCGAGGAACUGGAAAGAGAAUUAGAGGACCUCGACCCUGAUAUUAACAUCCCUGUUGGGCUCAGGCAGAAAGCUCUGACUGAGAAGCCAGCGACAGGUUCAUUUGACAGAAAAGCAUUAAUGGCCUAUUGGGAAAAGGAGACUCAAAGACUUCUGGAAAAUGAGAGAGCAACACCAGACAAGGAUUUGAAAAAAGAUCUUAACGAAGAGGAAGAUAAUGAGGAUAACUUUACAGAAAGUGACAGCGAUGAUUCAGACGCAGACAUAUAUACCGAAGAAGAAAGUACUGAAAGUGAAGCUGCAGCAGUAACCGAAGAGGAAAGUGAUGAUGAUGAUGCUGAAGAAAAUACGUUGGAAGAAAGUGGUAAAAGUGCAGAUGCUGUCUCUGCUACCUGUAAUGGCCAUGAUGCACACAACUGCACUGGUUAUCCCGACAACAGAGAAUUCAAAAAUGACUGCAGAGAAAACAUACAAAGGCCUGCAAAAAGCAGUCAAGACACAGAGGCAUUGCCAAACCUUAAAAUGGCUGCAAACCGACCCUCUGGAAACCCAACUGUUAUUGAGGAUACCAUCGAAAUGGUCAGGGACAAUGACCCUGACUUAACGGAAGUAAACCUAAAUAACAUUGAAAAUGUCACUACAGAGGCACUUGUUCGUUUUGCAGAUGCACUUAAGGAUAAUUCAGUUGUCAAGGCCUUUAGCCUAGCCAACACGCAUGCUGAUGACCAUGUGGCCAUGGCUAUAGCACGUAUGUUAAGUAGCAAUCAAAGUGUAAUGAGCUUAAACAUUGACUCAAAUUUUGUAACAGGAAAAGGAAUCAUUGCUAUCAUAAAAGCUUUGCAGUACAAUACAUCUGUAACAGAGUUCAGAUUUCAUAAUCAGAGGCAUAUACUAGGAGGGCAGGUUGAAAUGGAAAUAGCUGAACUACUAAAGAACAAUAAUACUGUGUUAAAGUUAGGCUAUCAUUUUGAGCUCCCAGGGCCUAGAAUGUCAAUGACUAGAAUUCUCACCCGAAAUCUUGACAGACAAAGACAGAAGCGCCUUCAAGAGCAAAAGCAACAAGACAUGGGAAAAGCAGCAAGUUCUGAUUCAGCAUUUAAUCCAAGGUCUACAAUUUUACAAAAAAGCACUCCUGUGUCUUCACCUUAUUCAACUCCAAAAGGCUCACCAUGGUCUUCUCCAAAACUUCCAAAGAAGGUACAAGCAGAAAAAUAUGUACCACCACCUGUUACCACACCCCCUCCUCCUCCCCCACCUCCACCCCCUCUUCCUCCCCCACCUCCACCUCCACUACCUGCUCCAGAAAAGAAAUCACCAACAAGAAACAUUGCAGAAGCUAUAAAACUUCAGGAGAAACAGAAGCAGAAACUCCAGAACGGACAACAGAAACUCAAGAGCAAAAGAAGAAAGAAGGAGAAAGAAAACCACUUUUUGAAAGAAGUGAAAAAUUCAUUGAAAUCUGUAUCAGAUAUGAAAACUGAAGAAAGGUCUAGGCCUUCCACACCGCAGAGAUGCCUACAUGAUGAUCUUAUGGCUUCCAUUCGAGCGAGUAGCAUAAAGCAGUUAAAGCAAGUAGAAGUUCCAGAGUACCUUCGAUAAAGAAAGAAUUUCAGUCAAAGAAUAACACCUAGAAAAAACAAAGGAUCAAAGCAGAGUGCAUUCUUACAUGUUAUGGAUUGCACUCAGACUUUCUCCAGAUGAGGACUGCUUUAAGUUACAAAUUUCAUUAGAUUUGCACUAUAAAUAUUUAGGCAUUAUAAUAUGUAAAUAUAAUCAUGUAUUUCUUAUUUUCUGUCAAAGUAGGGUUUUGUAAGUUUUUUUCUUGUGAAAUGUAAAAUAUGUAUUUAUUAUUUUUUAAUACUGAAUAUUAUAUUACUCUGCUUAUUCAAAGUAUCAGGUUAGCCACACACAACAGAUUAUUAUUGUUAUUGUUUGCUGCUUCAGUUGUUCUUUUAUGAAAUAGAAAGCUACACUGUCACAGAAGGAAACUCAUUUUCCUGUAAAUGUACCAUGCACAAUGCAAUGUUACGUUUGGAAUGUCAGCUGCUAACUCUUUUUUUUUUUUUUUUUUUUUUUUACAUGACAAAGCAUUUUAAGAAUGGACUGUUCUUGUUAAAUGGGAUGUUAUUGUAGAAGAAACUGUCUGAAAGAUGUUGAGAAGAAAUGUGCUUGCCAUAUUUUCUUGGUACUGUUAGAGGCAUUUUGUAGGAUCAUUAAUUCAGCAAGAUUUAUGCACAGACAUAGCCUUCCCCAACUCCUGUCUCUGUAAAUCAUAACAAAUGAGUGUGGCACCAGUAGAUGGUGUUGCUCUGGCCCCAUAAUCUUUUUUUUUUUUUUUUUUUUUUUUUUGAAACAGCGAUAGCAGUCCUUCUUUGCAAUCUGACGUUGUUGUUUCAAAUGGGUAGCUCUGGGCUGUCUUUUCUAAAUUACAGGGAGUAACACCCUGUCAAAUCUUUGAACUGCCUUGAGAAAAGCAGUUAUCUGGUUGAAGGACAGAUUAUUAUACUAUGUAUGAAACAGUUUAAUAUAAUAUAAAAUAAUAGCAACAACUUAAUAUCUACAACAGAGACACUUUAGUGUGAAGUAAAAAUACAUCUUUUAAAUUAAAGGUAUUUUUUCCUUGCAAAAUAUCACUUCUGCAUAUGUAAAGGUGACAAUCUUAAUGCCUGCCUAUAAGAUUAAUUAUAAAAGCAGCAAAAAUGUCUUUAGUGUCUGUACAGCUUGAGGUGGCUUGUUCUCAAUAAAAUAUAUAUUGCA
Protopterus annectens (West African lungfish) is the source of this 2970-nucleotide messenger RNA. RefSeq names its product leiomodin 2 (gene LMOD2). Bases 127 to 1812 code for a protein of 561 amino acids. Gene Ontology annotation, molecular function: actin binding; tropomyosin binding. Gene Ontology annotation, biological process: pointed-end actin filament capping; muscle contraction; myofibril assembly. The record is from RefSeq and is a predicted model, not a curated record. The transcript has 3 exons. Gene Ontology annotation, cellular component: myofibril; striated muscle thin filament. Lineage: Eukaryota; Metazoa; Chordata; Ceratodontiformes; Protopteridae.